UCCGAGGGCAAUUUCUUGAAAAUUAAUUAAUUCCGUUUCUUUAUUACCUGUGGAGUCACCAUGUCUCUUUGCACCCGCUGUUCUCUCUACCUGGGAACCUUCUCCCAUUUUCUCCCUGUGGAAUGCCUAUUUGUUUACAGGUCUAGGUCAAAUGUCAGGUCAUCUGGGAUCCUUUCCUGAUCCUUUAGAUUUCAUUGUUCAUUCCAUUGCAUUCCCACCGUGUGCGGCAUUGUUCUCCACUUAAUUUUUAUUUCAUGUAUGUUGUUUAUAGGUCUGUGCUCCAAUACGUAUUUUUUCCCUUUAAGGGCAAGAAUCCUAUCUUAGUUAUCUAUCUCCCCAAAACUACCGGUGUAUCUUAUACUUUGGUGGCAGUAAAUGACUCUGUAAGAAUUAAAUCCAAGGCAGCAUGUUAACAGAAAAAGCUAACAUUUAACAGGAGCUUCCUGUAUAUCAGAUACUAUGCUAAAAGAUUUAUGUUUAUUAACUCAUACAGUUCUCAAAACCACCUACUUUUUUUUUUUAUGAUCCCCAUUUUACAGAUGAGGAAAUUGAAGAUUAGAGAGGUUACAUUGCUUACCCAAGGCCACACUAUGAAAUGGUGGAGCUGGGAUUCAAACUCUUGUUCCUAAUCACUAUACCAUGUCUAUUUAUAACAAAAAGACACCAUCAAAUGAGACAAAUGAGAACACAGAUAAGCCUGAGCACAGAUGAAGAGCUUCCAGAAAAAUACACCCAGCGUCGCAGGCCGUGGCUCAGCCAAUUGUCAAAUAAGAAGCAAUCCAACACGGGCCGUGUGCAGCCGUCAAAACGAAAGCCACUGCCUCCCCUCCCACCCUCUGAGGUUGCUGAAGAGAAGAUCCAAGUCAAGGCACUUUAUGAUUUUCUGCCCAGAGAACCCUGUAAUUUAGCCUUAAGGAGAGCAGAAGAAUACCUGAUACUGGAGAAAUACAAUCCUCACUGGUGGAAGGCAAGAGACCGUUUGGGGAAUGAAGGCUUAAUCCCAAGCAACUAUGUGACUGAAAACAAAAUAACUAAUUUAGAAAUAUAUGAGUGGUACCAUAGAAACAUUACCAGAAAUCAGGCAGAACAUCUAUUGAGACAAGAGUCUAAAGAAGGUGCAUUUAUUGUCAGAGAUUCAAGACAUUUAGGAUCCUACACAAUUUCCGUAUUUAUGGGAGCUAGAAGAAGUACGGAGGCUGCCAUAAAACAUUAUCAGAUAAAAAAGAAUGACUCAGGACAGUGGUAUGUGGCUGAAAGACACGCCUUUCAAUCAAUCCCUGAGUUAAUCUGGUAUCACCAGCACAAUGCAGCCGGUCUCAUGACUCGUCUCCGAUAUCCAGUUGGGCUGAUGGGCAGUUGUUUACCAGCCACAGCUGGGUUUAGCUACGAAAAGUGGGAGAUAGAUCCAUCUGAGUUGGCUUUUAUAAAGGAGAUUGGAAGCGGUCAGUUUGGAGUGGUCCAUUUAGGUGAAUGGCGGUCACAUAUCCAGGUAGCUAUCAAGGCCAUCAAUGAAGGCUCCAUGUCUGAAGAGGAUUUCAUUGAAGAGGCCAAAGUGAUGAUGAAAUUAUCUCAUUCAAAGCUAGUGCAACUUUAUGGAGUCUGUAUACAGCGGAAGCCCCUUUACAUUGUGACAGAGUUCAUGGAAAAUGGCUGCCUGCUUAACUAUCUCAGGGAGAAUAAAGGAAAGCUUAGGAAGGAAAUGCUACUGAGUGUAUGCCAGGAUAUAUGUGAAGGAAUGGAAUAUCUGGAGAGGAAUGGCUAUAUUCAUAGGGAUUUGGCGGCAAGGAAUUGUUUGGUCAGUUCAACAUGCAUAGUAAAAAUUUCAGACUUUGGAAUGACAAGGUACGUUUUGGAUGAUGAGUAUGUCAGUUCUUUUGGAGCCAAGUUCCCAAUCAAGUGGUCCCCUCCUGAAGUUUUUCUUUUCAAUAAGUACAGCAGUAAAUCUGAUGUCUGGUCAUUUGGAGUUUUAAUGUGGGAAGUUUUUACAGAAGGAAAAAUGCCUUUUGAAAAUAAGUCAAAUUUGCAAGUCGUGGAAGCUAUUUCUGAAGGCUUCAGGCUAUAUCGCCCUCACCUGGCACCAAUGUCCAUAUAUGAAGUCAUGUACAGCUGCUGGCAUGAGAAACCUGAAGGCCGCCCUACAUUUGCCGAGCUGCUGCGGGCUGUCACAGAGAUUGCGGAAACCUGGUGACCGGAAACAGAAUGCCAACCCAAAGAGUCAUCUUGCAAAACUGUCAUUUAUUGUGAAUAUCUUCACCAUAUGGGGUCACUUAUGGUGAAUAUCUUUCUUCAGAGUUGCUGACUCUUGAAAACAGUGCAAAGAUCACAGUUUUUAAAAGUUUUAAAAAUUUAAGAAUAUUCACACAAUCGUUUUUCUAUGUGUGAGAGGGAUUUGCACACUCUUAUUUUUCUGUAAAAUAUUUCACAUCCCAAAUGUGAAGAAGUGAAAAAGACUUCGCAGCAGUCUUCAUUGUGGUGCUCUUCAUGAUCAUAGCCCCAGGAACCCUUGAGGUUCUUCUUCACAAGGCUGAGAGUGCUUCCUUCUUGAAGACGAGUGACAUUCAUCACUUCAGUGAUCCAUGCAUAGAAUAUGAAAAUAAAUUCUUCCAACUCAUGGGAUAAAGGGGACUCCCUUGAAGAAUUUCAUGUUUUUGGGCUGUAUAGCUCUUUACAGAAAAUGCACCUUUAUAAAUCACAUGAAUGUUAGUAUUCUGGAAAUGUCUUUUGUUAAUAUAAUCUUCCCAUGUUAUUUAACAAAUUGUUUUUGCACAUAUCUGAUUAUAUUGAAAGCAGUUUUUUGCAUUCGAGUUUUAAACACUGUUAUAAAAUGUAGCCAAAGCUCACCUUUGAACAGAUCCCGGUGACAUUCUAUUUCCAGGAAAAUCCGGAACCUGAUUUUAGUUCUGUGAUUUUACACUUUUUACAUGUGAGAUUGGACAGUUUCAGAGGCCUUAUUUUGUCAUACUAAGUGUCUCCUGUAAUUUUCAGGAAGAUGAUUUGUUCUUUCCAGAAGAGGAGACAAAAGCAAGAUAGCCAAAUGUGACAUCAAGCUCCAUUGUUUCGGAAAUCCAGGAUUUUGAAUUCGAGAUGAAACAACCAGCAAUCACAGUUAAAUCUUAACUUUGCCUGCACUCUUUGUAGGAAUGAUCAGAAAUUUAUCUUUAUCAUUCUGAGUGCUUCAGGAGUACAAUAGGAAGAAAGAUACUGGAGAAAGCACUAAUGUAAUCACCAUGAAGUCUGACAACAGGAGCCCAUUAUUUGCGUACUGUCCCACCCUGUAUCAUGGUUCUCUGGGAACAAGCUUUAUGAUUCUCAUUAGAGUUUAUUUGUUGAUUGUCAGUAGUUGCGACUUUUAAAUUAUAUUUCCCCCACUCAAAGAAUGGUAUCUUUAUAUAUCAAUGACAUUCAAUAAAUGUGUAUUAUUUCUAAUGAGAA
Molecule: messenger RNA, 3432 nt
Organism: Homo sapiens (human)
Lineage: Eukaryota; Metazoa; Chordata; Mammalia; Primates; Hominidae
Gene: TXK
Product: TXK tyrosine kinase
Exons: 14
Coding region: 596-2188 (530 amino acids)
Biological process (GO): positive regulation of cytokine production; T cell receptor signaling pathway; adaptive immune response
Cellular component (GO): plasma membrane; cytosol; cytoplasm
Molecular function (GO): non-membrane spanning protein tyrosine kinase activity; protein tyrosine kinase activity; protein kinase activity
Source: RefSeq, a predicted model, not a curated record